Molecule: messenger RNA, 2304 nt
Organism: Cucurbita pepo subsp. pepo (vegetable marrow)
Lineage: Eukaryota; Viridiplantae; Streptophyta; Magnoliopsida; Cucurbitales; Cucurbitaceae
Gene: FBH3
Product: basic helix-loop-helix (bHLH) DNA-binding superfamily protein
Biological process (GO): regulation of transcription by RNA polymerase II
Cellular component (GO): nucleus
Molecular function (GO): DNA-binding transcription factor activity, RNA polymerase II-specific; protein dimerization activity; RNA polymerase II cis-regulatory region sequence-specific DNA binding
Source: RefSeq, a predicted model, not a curated record
UUUCAUUUCAUUUCAUUUCAUCUCUUUUUUUUUUUUUUCUUUUUUUAUUUAAAAAAAACUCUCUGUAAUCCCGCCGCCGUACCGGGUUACUGUUGAGUGUUUUUCCGGCAGCCGCUGUAGCUGUGGAGAAGCGAAGAGGAGAAGAAGCGGAGUGGAGAGGAGUGGAGUGGAGCUUUUUUUUUUUUUCUUAUUGCUAGACCGACAAAUGAUGAGAUUUUGGCGGUUCAAUUGAAGUUGUGUUUCUGUACGCGUUGUUAGUGAAGAAAUUCGAUGGUUUAUGGAGUUAUUUUGUAUUUGAAGAAACAGAUUUCUUAGUGAAUUUGAUUGCAUUGGUGCUUCUUUGGCGUUUUGUUUUGGUUGGCGAUUACUACGAAUUUGGCGUAAUUGAAGAAGAAGAAGUUGUUUUCGAAAGGUUCGUAUUGUUUUAGUUGAAGCAGAGCUGGAGAAAGGAGGAGGAUCGAUGGAGGCGGAUUUUCAGCAGCAUCACCAUAUUCUUCAUGAACAGUAUCAGCAACAACCGCAGAUGAAUUCUGGCUUAACACGGUACCGUUCUGCGCCGAGUUCGUAUUUCAGAAGACUGACGGAUAGGGAAUUCUGCGAUCAGUUCUUCAAUCGCCCAUCCAGUCCCGAAACCGAAAGGAUUUUUGCACGGUUUAUGACAAGCGGGACCGCUGGAGGCGGAGGCGGCAGCCCAGAAGUUUCGUCUCAGAACCUGGCCGAGUCUCCGAAGAACGCUCAGGCUGGAGAAGUGUUUAUAGCCACUGAAGCAAAUCAACAAACACCUUAUAUGCGUAACGAAACAAAAGCUAUCCAUCAAUUGCCAAGCAAUGUCAACGGCAAUUACCCACCUGCUUCGUCAACACCGAGUUUCUAUCAGAGUUCAAUGAAACCCCCACUUCCAAAUCAGGGUAUGAUUUCAGGAACAGAAGGAUCUGGUUCAAUGGGGAUUGAUCUAAAGCCACGGAUUAGAACAGAUGGUGGAAGAACCUCGAAUCUCAUUCGGCAAAGUAGCUCGCCUGCUGGACUAUUCGACCACAUAAAGAUCAAUGAUGGUGGCUAUGCAGCAUUGAGAGGCAUGGGAAAAUUUGGAACUGGUAAUAGUGUUAAUGAAGAAGCUUCUUUGCCAUCUCCAAGCAGGUUGAAGAGGAGCUUACCAUCACACUCAUCAGGGUUGAUGAGUCCCAUGGCUGGAAUUGAGAAAAAAUGUAUCAGAGAAAAAACCAAUCAAGACACUAAAGGCUUUGCCGAAAGCAAAACCAACGAUUAUGGUAGUACAAACUUCCCGGUUGGUUCUUGGGAAGAAUCUGCUGUCAUGUCUGAUAACGAUGAGGAUGUGAAGUCAUACUCAAAUUUCAACAUUCCGGACACUCAGAAGGUGGAUCCAGUAAAUCGCCCUCCCAUGCUUGCUCAUCAUCUUAGUUUGCCAAAUACUUCAGCAGAAAUGAAUGCUAUUGAAAAGAUCUUGCAGUUUUCAGAUUCUGUCCCUUGUAAACUUCGAGCCAAGCGUGGCUGUGCUACACAUCCCAGAAGCAUUGCGGAGAGAGUCAGACGAACUAAAAUCAGUGAACGAAUGAGGAAGCUUCAAGAGCUAGUGCCCAACAUGGACAAGCAAACCAACACAUCAGACAUGUUAGAUCUGGCAGUUGAGUACAUAAAAGGCCUUCAGAAACAGGUUCAGACGCUUUCAGAUAAUCGUGCGAAAUGUAAGUGCUCACAUAGUCAGCUUCAAUAAUGAAAAAGGACUUGGCGUGGAAAUUCUUACGUACAGAGGGAUACCAAUUUGAAAAUUUAGGAUAGAACACGAAUUUCUCUGAGGAUAUAACUACUUAUUGUGUACUAAUUAAGAAGAAAUAGUGGGCCAACGUGAUUUUCUUUGAAGAAAGUUUGCAGAAGGAGGGACUGCAUAGGACAACCAGAUAGUGUGGUACAGCGAUUGGAAACGGACACAAAGGACUGCUGAAAGCUGGUCGUGCAUGUGAGCUUAAAGACCUUCUGGUACUUGCCACCACUGUAAAUUAAAUAACAAUGCAUGAUUAGCAUACAUAUCUUCUAUUGCAUGUUGUCACUCAAGAGAGAAAAAGAGAAGGAAAAAGAAAAUAAGAGAUUGACUUGGCCCUGGAUCUGGGUAGUGGGAUUAAGAAGGGAAGUGGCCAUCAAUGGCUGACCCAAGGAGUGGCUUAGGAAGAAGUGGGGAAUAAACUGCCUGAUUUGUAUUAGAAAAGUUACCCAUUUGGUGCUACAUUCCAUUAUUGUUGUUGUUGCUGCUAUGUGCAUUAUUUAUCUUUGUUUCUUUGUUUUCUCUAA